UUACCGCGAGACUGAGCGCACUAAGCAUUGGAAAUGGAAGGCGAUGCGAGCUAGCAGAAGACAUUUGUGUGUUUCGGAAAUGUAACAUUUGUACUUAAGCUGCCAUGGAUGCCAGUCUGGAAACAGAACAAGACAACAUUGCUGGUGAUCACAAGUCAGAGCAACAAGGUGAUCUGGAACACCAAAUUGGGAUAUCAGAAGAUACAGAUAAGACUGCUCGUCCUAGCCUCUCAGAGUUUAAAAAGUCUUGGGGCUUCAGGCGGACAACUGUAGCCAAGAGGGAGUUCAUGGAGGAAAUCAUUGACCUGGACCCUAACCCCAUUCGCAGGGGCAGGAGUCGCCGCACCAGGCAAACACGCCAGCCCGCUGUAGACCCUGAGCCCCCCCCAAAACCUAGCCGCUCAGCCAGUUCAGUUAUAGACAACCUAGAAUGGUCCGCUCCCUCCUCGCCUGUGGAUACACCAGCCGCAGAGGCCUCCACGGGAGGGGCGCUCGACCCCAGCUUAUGGCAGGACUUUGGCUCUGCUUUCCACACUGCCUUCUCCCUUCUCGGUGGGAAUGAGGACACGCCCAUGGACAUGGCAGAUCCCCUGCCAGGCCCUGAUGAUACUUGCGCAGUGGAUUUGAGUGAAACCCUUAGCUCAGCCGGGGCCGAGCUACCCGAGAUGGGAGCAGACGGUUCUGACAGUGUGGAAGGGGCUGAGGAUCCUGACCCCCCUGAGUCUUCUCUCGUGGGCGUGGUGGGGGAUGAAAACCAGGAAGUGCUUAUGAUCUCCAGUCAAGAAGAUGACAGCGACAACUUGACUCUCCUGCAGCUGAAGGAACAGCUGACAUCCAAAGGGCGAACCGGCCGAGGAGGGAGAGGGAAGGCCCGUGGGAAAGGUAGGGGGAGAGGGCGAGGUAGGGGCAGAGGUAAAGGGAGGGGUCGUGGAAGGGGCAGAGCAGUGGAACUAGAGUCCAGCACUGCAGAUGAUGAUGAAGAUCAUACUCUAGUGAGUCAGAAAGCACUGUCACUGCUGCACGAACAACAAAAGCCAGAAGGCAGUCCAAAGGAGGUGGUGGUGUUGGACUCAUCCAACAGUCCCAGCAAACUUAUAGACUCUGACUGCAUAAUCUUGGACAGUGACCCUGAACAGUCUGCCGAUGGCACCCCAGGCCAAUAUGACGAUCCAGAGGACGGGAGAGUUGUUGAGGAGAGGGGCUAUUCGAGUAUUUCCGACAGCGAAGGCUACGACCCCAACGCCCUGUACUGUAUCUGCCGUCAGAAACACAACAAAAGGUUCAUGAUCUGCUGCGAUGGCUGCCAGGAGUGGUUACACGGAGGCUGUGUUGGCAUCAGCGAAGCACAGGGUCGUUCCAUGGAGAGGCGAAGAGAAGAGUACAACUGUCCUACCUGCACCAACAAGAAACAAAGAUCACUCCUUGCUGACGUCCCGUGUGAAGAUUUGUCUGAGAGAGCAAUUCCAGCAGGCUUGCCGAAUGUUCUCGCAUCUACUGCUUCUGUCGAAACAGUGGUAGAGGUCCCCAAGCAGCAGGAAAGCAAGGGGGCUGCUGAGGUGACGCCGGAGCAGGCCGGGCCAGCGCCUGAGAUUAAGACGGAGACGGGCAGCUCGUUUCCUCUCUGCAUCGGCCCCAGUUGCCCCAAACAGGCCUUGCAAGACUCUGUGUACUGUGGCACUGAUUGUAUCCUCAAGCAUGCAGCAGUCACCAUGAAGUCCCUUACCGAGCCCAAGCCCAGAAGUCGACCACAGAGAAAAGCUGCCGCCAGGGGUCAGAGGUCGGGUGGGGUGACUCAGAGUGUGGCAGAGCAACUGAAGGAACAUGAAGAGGAACAGCAAGGUGAUGGGGGUCAGAAAGAGGCAGCGUCUCCCCUCGCCUGUCAUUCCAGCCUCAGUGCAGUUGAGGCUGCUCCUGUAGAGGCGUCGCCUGUGUUGUGCAUGGCCUGUAGGUAUCUUUCACUGCACAAACACAUCCAACUGGCUCACGACAGACCCUCAAAUGAAUCAGUGAAAUCACAAACAGGCCAACAUCUCCAACUUGUAGUCCCAGGCAAGGGAACACACUCACACUCACACUCUCACACACACACACACACACACACACACACACACACACACACACACACACACACACACACACACACACACACACACACACACACACACACACACACACACACACACACACACACACAAAGAUUUUAUUUAGCAGAGUUCAGCAAUGGGUAAGUAUGUUCGCUUUUUUAUUUUGCUUUCUUCAGUGAAUGUACAUCUAUAUUCAGUACAUGUCAAUCUUGAGGGGUCUGCAUUUCAGUAUACCGGCCACACUCAAUUUGGUUGCAAAUGUGACUCAAAACCACGUUUUCAAAGUACCGAUGCAGAAGCUGAAUAGACACAAACCACCCCGUACAGCAGGAAUUGGUCUGAAUACUCCAGUUCCCAAUAUCAAUGUGAACACCAUCAGCACUGCCACACUACUGCCAAUGUACACGUUACAAAGCAUACGCUGUACAAUUAUUUUAUUGAACAGUGAAGAAAGACAGGGCAAAUUGGAAGAACUUGACAUAGAAGAACCCCCCCCAACACCUUAACUCGUAACCUAACACCGCAGAUUUAGUUAUCUUCUUUCACAAUUCUCUGGAAAUGACAGUCGCAUUCAAAACUCCCACGUCAUCUUAAAAUAUGAAUAUCUUAGGGUCCAAAAUAUUGUGAGUGAUUUCUCCAGAUUGUUAGUAGGCAAGCCCUUUUAUUUAGUUUGGCCCUUUCUUGCGGUUUCUGAUCAGCAUAUAUUUGUAUAUGCAAUUGUAUACUCAUCCUCUCAGUAAACCCUUUUAAGUUUUGUA
Gadus morhua (Atlantic cod) is the source of this 2842-nucleotide messenger RNA. RefSeq names its product death-inducer obliterator 1. The record is from RefSeq and is a predicted model, not a curated record. The coding region runs from base 105 to 2228 and encodes 707 amino acids. The transcript is spliced from 6 exons. NCBI's taxonomy places the organism in Eukaryota, Metazoa, Chordata, Actinopteri, Gadiformes, Gadidae. Gene Ontology annotation, cellular component: Set1C/COMPASS complex. Gene Ontology annotation, biological process: apoptotic signaling pathway; positive regulation of DNA-templated transcription.